UGCAAAGCCAAGCGGAAAGGUUGUUUUAAAGAGCUUUGAAUGAUAAAUAUCAUACAGUGAAAAUUUAAAAAAUCGGCCAAUUAGUCUGAAAACUGAAUGGAGCUGUGAGCCGGGAUUAGUUUGCUUUCAAACGCCGUGCGUGGAGCAAUUAAAUUUUUGACUACGGAUACGGUUUAACGACAUGCUGGCCUGCAUCAUUUUAAUCGGCUGGCUGCUGCUGGCUUGGAUAUACUUCCUGUGGAGCCGGCGAAGGUAUUACAAAGCCGCCUGGCAGUUACGUGGACCCAUUGGCUGGCCCUUGAUAGGCAUGGGCUUGCAGAUGAUGAAUCCGGAGACCUUUUUGCAGUACAUGGACGGCCUGUCGCGACAGUUCAAGGCCCCUUUUAUUUCCUGGAUGGGCACCAAUUGCUUCCUCUAUAUCAACGAUCCCAAUAGUGUGGAACAGAUAUUCAACUCGACGCACUGCACCAAUAAGGGCGAUUUCUACCGAUUCGUUAGUUCGGCCAUAGGUGACGGACUUUUUACAUCGAGCUCACCUCGUUGGCACAAACAUCGCCGCCUUAUUAAUCCCGCCUUUGGUCGCCAGAUUCUCAGCAACUUCCUGCCCAUUUUCAAUGCCGAGGCGCAAGUGCUACUGGAAAAACUCGAGCUUGAGGGUGUGCAGCAUGGCAAGCGGCUGGAGAUCUAUCAAAUCCUCAAGAAAACCGUCUUGGAAGCAGCUUGCCAGACCACGAUGGGCAAGAAAAUGAACUUCCAGCAUGACGGAUCUAUUGCCAUUUUUGAGGCUUAUAAUGGCUUGACAGAAGUGUGUGUGAAGCGUAUGUUAUCUCCUUGGCUUUAUCCGGAGGUCAUAUACCGUCGUUCAGGACUCUUUCGCCUGCAGCAAAAGGUCGUUGGCAUACUCUUUGGGUUUAUAGAGCAGCUUCUCGAACCCAUUGUCUCGGUGGUGGCUGCCAAUGCCAAACCGGAGCAGCAGCGACCGGAACUGGAGAUGAGGGGCAAGUCCAAGGCCAUUUUCAUCGAGCAGGUGAGGGAGCAUGUGGAGCGCGGCCAGCUGAGUUGGCAGGAUGUGAGGGAUGAGGCCAAUGUGACCAUUGCAGCGACUUUCGAGACCACAUCGACGGCCCUUUACUUCACCAUUCUCUGCCUGGCCAUGCAUCCUUGUUACCAGGAGAAACUCCACGAGGAACUGGUCAGAGAACUGCCACAUCCCACUGGGGAUGUAACUUUGGAGCAGCUGCAGCGAUUGGAGUACACUGAAAUGGUGAUCAACGAGGCCAUGCGGCUAUUUGCUCCAGUGCCCAUGGUCCUGCGAUCGGCGGAGCAGGAUAUUCAACUGCAGCGGGAUGACGGAGAGUUCCUGAUCCCUUGUGGCACCCAGAUCGGCAUCGAUAUCUACAACAUGCAGCGGGACGAACGGGUGUGGGGUCCACUUUCGCGUACCUACAAUCCAGAGGCACAUUUCGGAUUGGAUUUCCCGCAGAGGCACGCCUUCGCAUUUGUCCCAUUCACCAAGGGAUUGCGCAUGUGCAUCGGCUACCGAUAUGCCCAGAUGCUGAUGAAACUGCUGCUGGCCAGGAUCUUUCGCAGCUAUCGCAUCAGCACCGAGGCUCGCCUGGAGGAGCUGAUGGUCAAGGGUAAUAUCUCCCUGAAGCUAAGGGAUUAUCCGCUCUGUCGGGUGGAGCGGAGAUAACAGGAAGGGGUUGCUGUAAUUUUUCAAUUAAAAAUGCCAUUUUUGUUGCAUUUUCCCUGCGUUGGAAAUUGAGUUUGUUUCAUCUUUUGCUGUUGGCCUCGUUAACGAUGUCCAUCCCCUCCUCCUGCUCCUUCCCUGGCCCUGCGCAAAUUGCCAGCUUGCAAAUGGCUAUAAUGGAUUUCAGUUUGCACUUGUUCGUGCUCACCCACAACUUUACAGCACACGUUGCGUAUACAGAACAUAAUUGAUUGAAUUUCUUGAAAGGCUGGUCGACUGGAGUGUGCUAUCUAUUGCUACUGAGGGCCGGUCAAAGUUCCUGCCCUCAAAGAAUUGGCCAGGGUGAUUACGAAAGGGAGUGAAACU
This is a messenger RNA of Drosophila subpulchrella, 2056 nucleotides long. RefSeq names its product probable cytochrome P450 313b1 (gene Cyp313b1). The coding region runs from base 182 to 1693 and encodes 503 amino acids. NCBI's taxonomy places the organism in Eukaryota, Metazoa, Arthropoda, Insecta, Diptera, Drosophilidae. The transcript is spliced from 7 exons. The record is from RefSeq and is a predicted model, not a curated record. Gene Ontology annotation, molecular function: iron ion binding; oxidoreductase activity, acting on paired donors, with incorporation or reduction of molecular oxygen; monooxygenase activity.